Messenger RNA from Haemonchus placei, 845 nucleotides. NCBI's taxonomy places the organism in Eukaryota, Metazoa, Nematoda, Chromadorea, Rhabditida, Trichostrongylidae. The record is from the annotation of a GenBank genome assembly.
UUGGGGAUCCAAUCCAAACCAAUCGGUCUCUUUAAUCCUGAGAANUCGGCUACACAUUUUCCUGACGGGGACUACCUAGGUAGAUGAAAACUAAAGAGGUACCUACUAUCCGUCGUAUACUGGUCAAACAACAACAUCGGCACCGUUCUAUCCCGAACUGACCACAUUCUCCGUACCACGUGCUGGUGAAUUCACCACCACCGAGCAGAAGGAUCAAACCUCUUGCAUAAAAAUCGAAAAAGAAGUGGAUCGUCGAAAGGCGGCUACAAUGCGUGAAAGACGGCGACUACGUAAAGUGAAUGAGGCAUUCGAAAUCGUUAAGCAACGAACGUGCCCGAAUCCAAACCAACGACUACCAAAGGUCAGUGAAGCACUUUUUUCUGGUUUUUCGGAAUUAACAAAUAGUUGAGAUCUUGCGUUCCGCAAUCGAUUAUAUCACUAAAUUGGAGACAAUGCUACAUGCUGAAGGGAAAAUGACAAAAAUCAUGGCCCAAAACCAGAUGGCAAUGCAUGGUCACAGCGGAGAAUACCUGCCUUCAACAUCGGCCACGUUUCCGGCGUCAUUCGACGGCUUUGACGACGAUGACGUAUCGGAUUCAGAUGACGUUGACAGCCCACAGCCUACCGCGGAAGGUCGGAAGCGAACUUCAUUGGAUCGACUGUCACGAAUAGUGGCAAACAUUGCGGGCGAGGAAGGGGCACCCGUGGUGGCCGUACCACAAGAGCCUCACGUAAAUGAACAACCGACACAGCAGCAACAACAGCAACAGCAGCAGUCACAACAGCCACAACAACCGACAGAAGUGGCUUCAGAGCCCGAUAAAAAACUCGCUGUCUUGCUGUGA